Molecule: messenger RNA, 1668 nt
Organism: Pogoniulus pusillus (Red-fronted tinkerbird)
Lineage: Eukaryota; Metazoa; Chordata; Aves; Piciformes; Lybiidae
Product: zinc finger protein 501-like
Exons: 2
Coding region: 126-1343 (405 amino acids)
Biological process (GO): regulation of DNA-templated transcription
Molecular function (GO): RNA polymerase II cis-regulatory region sequence-specific DNA binding; DNA-binding transcription factor activity, RNA polymerase II-specific
Source: RefSeq, a predicted model, not a curated record
CGCGGCGCCAUUGCUGCCGGCGCUGCCCGCGCUGGGCUCUGCCUCGGCUCUGCUCUGCCUGCGCCAGCAUGGCCUCACUGGACACAGAUAAGAACUAGGAAGGGAAGCAGCACCCAGAGAACAAAAUGGAGCAGGCAAAGUGCAGCCCCAAGGAAGAGGAGAAGGAGGCCAAGACAGAGGAUAAUAGCAAGGGGAAUGAUGAUUGUGAUGAGUACGAGGAGGAUGAAGAGGGUGAAGAUGACCAGGAUGAGGAAGUGAAGGAAGAGGAGGAAAGGUUCAUGGUAGCUCCCUCUGUGCCACUCAAGCAGCUGAUUCAGUGCCUGGAGUGCGGACAGAGCUUCACACGGCGCUCCAGACUCAUUGCCCACUGCCGAAUCCACACGGGUGAGAAGCCCUUCAGCUGUGCUGAUUGUGGCAAGAGCUUCACACAGCGCUCUAGCCUCAUUAAACACCACCGAACUCACACCGGCGAGAAGCCCUUCAGCUGUGCUGACUGUGGCAAGACCUUCACACAGCGCUCUAGCCUCGUUGACCACUGCCGAAUCCAUACUGGUGAGAAGCCUUUCAGCUGUGCUGACUGUGGUGAGAGCUUCACACUGCGCUGUAGCCUCAUUUCCCACUGCCGUACACACACUGGUGAGAGGCCUUACAGCUGUGCAGCCUGUGGCAAAAGUUUCAGUCACAAGUCUGCCCUCAGCCAGCACCGCAGUGUCCACACCACUGAGAAGUCCUACAGCUGCAAGGACUGUGGCAAGAGGUUCAAACAGAGCUCUACGCUCACCAUCCACCGCCGAAUCCACACCAGAGAGAAGCUGUUCCCCUGUGCAGAGUGUGGCAAGAGCUUCACCACGAGCUACAGAUUCAUCCAGCACAGACUCAUCCACAGCGGUGAGAAACCCUACAGCUGCGUCGACUGUGGCAAGAGCUUCAUGCGGCGUUCACGCCUCAUUGACCACCGCCGAUCACACACCAGCAAGAGGCUGUACAGCUGUGAUGAAUGCAGCAAGAGUUUCACUCACAAGUCUGCCCUCACAAAGCACCACAAUGUGCACACCACUGAGAAGUCCUUCAGCUGCAGGGACUGUGGCAAAAGCUUCAAAAUCAGCCACAGCCUCACCAUCCACCGCCGCAUCCACACCGGAGAGAAGCUGUUCCCCUGUGCAGUGUGCAGCAAGAGCUUCACCACGAGCUACAGAUUCAUCCAGCACCAACUCAUCCACAGUGGUGAGAAGCCCUUCACCUGCUCUGACUGUGGCAAGAGCUUCACCCACAGAGGCAGUCUCAAUUACCACCGCCGCACCCACACUGGUGAGCAACCCACACUGAAGGGGAAGCACAACUAGACCCACCCCGAGUCCCUUGGGAUAAUUGCGACCCUGCCCCGAGAAGGCCUUUCCAGCAGAUUGAACCAAAAUCGCCUCUUUUUCACCUGCAUUUCUCAGGCUGGGGGCUCCAUCAGGAACAAACACCUCCUGCCCUUCUGAGCACCAGUUAGUGCUGGUAAGAAUAAUUACAGUGGUGAGUCAGCACAGCCAGAGCUGCCAUUGGAGCUGGGCUGAGCUUUGUCAGGAUCUGUCCGUUUUUUCCCCAAUUCUUUGUGACUUCCUGGGGUAAAACCCUCUCUGUCCGGUGCCCAGUUGUGUCAAUAAAAGCCCAAAGUGACCCAAA